CAAAAGCAUCACAAUGCUCACUGAUUACUUUAUAACGUUUAUUUUAUUUUUUUGUGUUGUGGAGUGUGUUGUAGAUGACUAUCGGUUUGUGUCUGAAAUUGAUGGUUAUCUCAAGCUGCAUCGCAUGCCGGCAAAGUGGGAAGAAGCCCGUUUAAGAUGCUAUUUGGAAGGUGGUGUACUGGCCUCACCAACAGACGUAAACAUAAUAACUGCCAUGAAAGAGAUAUUAAAUAAGGAUAACCAACAAGAAGGUCCAGAGAAAGUUUAUACUGGAAUUCAUGCGACAUAUACUAAAGGGUACUACACGACUAUUACAGGGGUUCCUCUCUCACAGAUUGAUGUGCUAUGGGAACGUGGUCAACCAUGGUCUAACCAUGAGCCUUUUUAUGACCGCGCAAAUAAAUGUCUUGUCAUGAACCAAUCUGGGGAAUUAUCUGUAGUAGAUUGUGAUUCUGAUCAGCCAUUUUUCUGUUUUAAGUUAACGAAGAAUAUUGACGCCCAUAAAUGUGGCCCUGAGUACAUUGACAGUGACUACCAGUUGGAUAACAGAACUAACAGUUGUUACAAGUUCCAUAAAGAAGGCCGGUCGUGGCCAAACUCCUUCAAGACCUGUAUGGCCGAAGACGCAUACCUGGCUAUCAUUAACAGCCAAACUGAGUCCGAAGUCCUUAAAGAAUUAUUUACCAAAUAUUCCCAUGAUGAUAUUCCCGGCAGUUUCCAUAAAGAUGCUGCAAGCAUUGGCUUAACUAAGUGGGUGAAAUUUGGAGAUUGGUUUACUAUUCAUGGCGAAUCGCUGGCUGAGGCCGGAUUUUCUACCUUCAAUUCUGGUGAACCUAACAAUGUAGACCCACCGGAAUUGUGCGGAUCGGUUUGGAGAACUGGCCGGCUUAAUGAUCAUAAUUGCAAUCGAAUCCUCGCUUUUAUAUGUGAGAAAACUCCAUCGCGAAGCAAUGAUAAAGAAACUGAAUUUCAAUGA
Cydia amplana is the source of this 976-nucleotide messenger RNA. Its product is annotated as secretory phospholipase A2 receptor-like. The coding region runs from base 14 to 976 and encodes 320 amino acids. Gene Ontology annotation, molecular function: signaling receptor activity. NCBI's taxonomy places the organism in Eukaryota, Metazoa, Arthropoda, Insecta, Lepidoptera, Tortricidae. The transcript is spliced from 6 exons. The record is from RefSeq and is a predicted model, not a curated record.